Acanthopagrus latus (yellowfin seabream) is the source of this 3882-nucleotide messenger RNA. RefSeq names its product RAS guanyl-releasing protein 1-like. The record is from RefSeq and is a predicted model, not a curated record. Gene Ontology annotation, cellular component: plasma membrane. The transcript is spliced from 17 exons. Bases 365 to 2701 code for a protein of 778 amino acids. NCBI's taxonomy places the organism in Eukaryota, Metazoa, Chordata, Actinopteri, Spariformes, Sparidae. Gene Ontology annotation, biological process: positive regulation of GTPase activity; Ras protein signal transduction. Gene Ontology annotation, molecular function: guanyl-nucleotide exchange factor activity; calcium ion binding.
UUUAAAAGAAGGGCGUCAGGUGUGGUUUUGGCGGAAAUGUGCGCUCUUUAUUCAACAGUUGAUUAUUUCAGUUAUCUGGAUUGCGGUGUGACUGCUGCUCAGCGGUGGAUCAGAUCUUAAUUUGCGUCUUCAGUCGGUGCGUAAAAGUGAAUCCCAUGUCGCCAAACUAGUUUGCGCACAAACGCGCAAUAGGUAAAAAAAAAAAAAAAAAAGAUGUUCUUUCAAAUAAAUUCCUUCUUGUUUACCGUUCACUCAACAGUUUUAAAAGUGGAUGUCCGCAAUCAACCGGUAUUUCCCUCAGUCAAAGGAAGGAAAUGAGAACAAUGAAUAGCAGAAUCUCGGGGGGGUUUCUGAAGUUCCAACAAUGGCUCCAGUAUUUGCGGCAAUAACACAUCUUGUUUCAUGCGUAAUAAUCUGCGGCGGUAUCAUAAGAUUAUGGAGAGCGACUCCAGGAUGCAGCUCCAGGUCUAGAGUUUCUCCUCCGGGCCGUCCUCACAGGUUCCACAAACCCAGCCCGGCCCAGACCACCCAGGGCAAGUCCACCAUGCCCCUGGGUCACCUCACCAAGGGGGCGAGCUGGGAGGAGCUCAUCCAGACCUGCCUGCAGUCCUUCGACUCGGCUGGCUGCGUGUGUGGGAGCAGCCACCUGUUGAACAUCAGCCUGACCAUGCACCGUCUCCUCAUCUCCUCCAGCGACCUGCUCGACAAACUCAUUGCUCUAUUUAAAGUAGCGCUGGACAAUGAGCAGCCGGCAGAGUGCCAGAGGAUUUGCUUCUUCAUCAGGCACUGGAUCCAGGAAUUCUGGGUGAUGUUCCGGUUGAACCACAGCUUGUCAGACAGCCUGGAAGAGUUUCGCGAGCUGAUCAGAGAGCAGGGACAGGAGCAUCUUUGCUCGCUCCUAGAGACCAAGUGGAUAAACGAGCGUGACUGGUCGUGGAAGGCCAGCCAGAAAAUCAAAGCUAACAGCAGCAAGAAGAGGAAGGUCUCUCUCCUUUUCGACCAUCUGGAGCCCAUCGAGCUGGCUGACCAUCUCACGUACCUGGAAUUCAAGUCCUUCUGCAGGAUAUCAUUUGUAGACUACCAGAAUUACAUUCGCAAGUGCUGCAUGAAGGACAUCCCUGUGAUGGAGCGUUCCAUCGCCCUGUGCAAUGGUAUCUCCCAGUGGGUUCAGCUGAUGGUGCUGAGCCGGCCGACCGCGCAGCUGAGGGCGGAGGUUUUCACCAAGUUUAUCCACGUGGCUCAGUGUCUACACCUUAUGCACAAUUACAACACACUAAUGGCGGUGGUGGGAGGGCUGUGUCACAGCUCGAUCUCCAGACUGAAGGACACCACCUCGCAUGUACCCAGUGAGGUCACCAAGGUACUGAACGAGAUGACAGACCUGCUGUCCUCCUGCAGAAACUAUGACAACUACAGACAAGCGUACAACAGGUGUACGGGUUUUAAAAUCCCUAUCCUGGGCGUCCACCUCAAAGACCUGAUUUCGGUCAAUGAAGCCAUGUCGGACUACGUGGAGGACAACAAGGUGAACGUCCAGAAGCUCCAGGCCCUCUACAACCACAUCAAUGAGCUGAUCCAGCUCCAGCAGAUCCCCCCCAAGCUGGACGCCAACAAGGACCUGGUCCAUCUGCUGACGCUGUCCUUGGACCUUUACUACACCGAGGAUGAGAUCUAUGAACUGUCUUACACCAGGGAACCCAAGAACUGUAAAGCACCUCCAGCCACCCCCUCUAGACCUCCAGUGGUUGUGGACUGGGCAUCAGGAGUGGCUCCUAAACCUGACCCCCGAACCAUCAGCAAACAUGUGCAGAGAAUGGUGGAUUCCGUGUUUAAGAACUACGAUCACGACGAGAACGGCUUCAUUUCUCAAGGGGAAUUUGAGAAAAUUGCUGCUAGCUUUCCCUUCUCCUUCUGUGUCAUGGACAAAGAGAAAGAGGGCCUCGUCAGCCGAGAGGAGAUCACAGCCUAUUUCAUGAGGGCAAGCGUCAUCUGCUCCAAACUGGGCCUUGGCUUUGUCCACAACUUCCAGGAGACCACUUACAUGAAACCCACCUUCUGUGACAACUGCUCAGGAUUUCUGUGGGGUGUCAUCAAGCAAGGCUACAGAUGCAAAGACUGCGGUAUGAACUGCCACAAGCUGUGCAAGGACCAGGUGGCGUUCGAGUGCAAGAAGAACACCAGGCUGACCAGCACCAUCGACAGCCCGACGCCGAGCUUCACGUCUGUCACCACGGGCACUUCAGAGGGUUCAGAGGAAUUCCCUUUUCCCUACCAGUCGGAUGACAGCAAAGACUGGAGCCCAGACUCUCCGGUUACCCCCCACUCGAGGCCUCAGAGGGUCCACAGCGGCACCCAGACAGAGGGACCCCAGCUCUCCUCCGCAUCGCCUGAGCCUGGCCGCGCUCAGCCGUCUCUGCUGAUCCCAAUAACGCCCACCCUCACCUCGUGCCCCAGCCCCGUGCCCCAGAGAAAACAGCGACACUGUGCCAAGUGGGAAAACAGGGCGUCCAUUGCGCCUAAAGAACCAGAAGAGGACAACAAACUCCCCUAUGAAUCCCUGGAAUCAGACAACCAGAAGCUGCAGAAAGCCAAUGAGACACUACGUAGGAAGCUGAGGGAGGCGGAGCGGGAGGUGGAAAUACUAAAGACACUGCUGAAGAGGCACGCUCUCCACCCUGUGGAGGAGGACUCCUCCUCCUAGGCACACACGCACACACCGGAUCUCGUCCAGGGAGACUUGUGCUGCCCCCGUAUGGCAGCGUGAGUAAAACUGGAUCCAAAGUGCAAGUGUUACCAGGCAAAUUGGCGUCACGUGGUAUAAGUACAGUGCGCAUAGCUGUUUUACUGCUGUUGGUGCACGGUCAAUUUAAGAAAAAGCUGAUCAGUAUACCACCACUAAAGAAGUUAAAGACUUUUUUGAGAUUUUUUUUUUUUUUCCAAAAGAAGCUCCGGUAGAUUUUUCAUAGAAAAUACAGUACAAAAGCCAAAAAAGGCUGUGGUGUUACAUUUAAAGGAGCUUUGAGUGAGCAGACGGUGCCUUUUUUCACUGUGUUGUACUGUUGAGAGAGGAAUGAAAGUCAUCACAAUGAGCAUUACUUACUUUGUUUAGUGAAGAGCUGAAGCUGGAGUGGAGUGCCCUCUGUGAAAGGUAUGUAAGCGUGGGAAAAAGCUGACCGGCAGAGUGCAGCAUUUUGAGGGGAAAACAUUGCGGGGAUGCGUUUGAUCAGUUCUUGAUCAAUAACAGAGACUAGAUAAUUUAUGUUAAACAUAAGAACCGAAAUCAGAGGCAUCAGUCAAAAAAAGAGAAGAAAUCAAUAACUUUAUUGUGAAUAUGACAGAUGCAUCUUUAUUAUUAUUAUUAUUAUUAUUAUUAUUAUUAUUAUUAUUACUACUAUCAUUAUUAUUCUCACUGACGAGGGCCCACAGGUAACAACAGUGCAACGAGAGGAGGCCUCAAAUGUACAGAACUGUUGUUGCUCCACAUCAUCGUCCCUGUUGAUAUCACCGCACAAGAUGUUUUCAGUGCUUCUGUUUCUAUUUAUUGUCUCAAACACUACACACUUCAUAAAGAGUGAUUUCACAUAUUUUUUUUGUACAGUAUGCUGGUACUUUCAGUGGAUUAUUUAUGCUCGUGAGCGUUUGGCAUCAUAUCGUUAACUUCUCUUAAUUCAUAUUGUUUCAUACGUUUACUAUCGUGUGGUCAACUUGUAGCCGUGUUGUACUGUGAAUGGAGGGGGGAAGUCGAGACACAUGUGUUUGUGGUGUGUGUGUGAUGUAAAUACAGAGGUAUACACAGUGCCAUCGUAAUUAAGUCGAGGUUCGUCCCUUUUUUUCCCUCUCAGUAUUGUUCUCUUAUUGUUAUAAUAAAUACUGUAAACUCCA